Choloepus didactylus (southern two-toed sloth) is the source of this 441-nucleotide messenger RNA. RefSeq names its product cystatin 9 like (gene CST9L). The coding region runs from base 1 to 441 and encodes 146 amino acids. NCBI's taxonomy places the organism in Eukaryota, Metazoa, Chordata, Mammalia, Pilosa, Megalonychidae. The transcript has 3 exons. Gene Ontology annotation, biological process: antimicrobial humoral response. Gene Ontology annotation, molecular function: cysteine-type endopeptidase inhibitor activity. The record is from RefSeq and is a predicted model, not a curated record.
AUGCCCAGCGUGCAGCAGACAAGGGCUCUUCCCUGGAGGAGGCUCCUGCUUCUCCUGGGGCUCCAGCUCCUGGGGACGCACGCCUGGAUUCCCUCCGAGCUAAUCAGGGAUAAAAACCUGGACGACAUGGCGCGGUAUUUCCCAGCCACAAUGGAGUACGCCCUGCACACAUUCAACGUCCACAGCAGAGACACCUUCGCCUACAAGCUGCUGCGAAUCCUGAGCAAAUGGCAGGAAGAGGCAAAUCCUGACUUGGUGUUCUCCAUGGAGCUGGAGCUGAGCCGGACCACGUGUAAGAAAUUUGAGGAGGACAUUGACAACUGUGACUUUCAGAACCCCCCAGGGAACCAUACCAUCAGCUGCUUUUUCACCAUCCGCACUGAGCCCUGGAAAACGGUGUUCACCCUCCUGAACAGCACCUGCGUGAUGGGGAAAAACUGA